AUGUCUCAAGAAAAUUCGAAAAAAGUCAUUAUCAUUGGCUGUGGCAUUGCAGGUCCAGUGAUUGCAAUUCUACUCCAGAAGAAAGGAUAUACUCCGAUUGUCGUGGAAAAAGUUAAAGUAUUGGGAGAUGCGGGGGGAUCUCUGUUUCUACAGCCCAACGGUCUCAAAGUACUCAACUUGGUCGGUCUUGCUACGACAGUAACUGAUAAUGCGCCAUGGGGAGAAUACUCCUGGGAUAAAACUCAUACCGGUGAAGUUCUUGGGGGCGGCAAUUUGCUCAAAUCGCUGAAGGAGACAUAUGGUCAGCCGGCUUGUGGAACUAAAAGAAGCACGUUCAAUCUAGCUCUUGAAAAGGCCGUCGUGGAUGCGGGUAUCGAGUUUCACUCGGGAUGGAAACUGGCCAAGAUUGAAGAGAGUGAGACCAGCGUGGUAGCAAUUUCAGAAGCUGGUGAGAGGAUUGAAGGGUUGUUUCUCAUUGGGUGUGAUGGUAUUAAAGCUGCCUCGAGAGAGAUAUUGCUUAAACGCAAAGGAUAUAAUGAGCCCGAAGCUACAUAUACGGGAUUGAUUCAGACCAAUGGAUUUUCUCCCACGCCACCAUCUCUCCAAAAUACUCUCCUGAAUGUCUUCGGUCCCUCCGCUCAUUUGAUCCAGUACCCCAUCUCUCCGACUCACUCGUCGUGGGCAUUUACACAGCGACAAAGUGAAGAAGAAAAAGAAACAUGGCGUCUGUCAACACCCGAAGAGCUUGAGAAUCGAAGAGCAGAGCUCCUAAGUCAGUUCGAAGACUGGGCUGAGCCAAUUCCAGAACUGAUCAAAACUGCGGAAAGAUUACUUAAAUAUGGAAUCUUCGAUCGACCAGGCUUGGAGGCCGAACAAUGGUAUGAUGGAAGAUGUGUUCUCAUUGGUGAUGCUGCACAUCCCACAAGUCCCCAUUUAGGUCAAGGUGCUAAUCAAGCUAUGGAGGAUUGCUACCAUCUCCAACGGCUCAUCCCCGACGCCGGCAGCGAUCUCUCAACAGAAGCCUUAACGAAGAUUUUCGCCGAAUUCACAGGAAUUCGACAACCCAAAACAGCCUUGUUAGUAGCGGGUGCUCGAGCACAAGGAGAACGAAGAGUUGUGACACCGGAGACGAUGGAGGAGAGAAAUGAGUACAUGAGACAGAUGUGGAAGAAUCCUGAGAUCUUUUAUAAGGCUUAUGCUGAGAUGCUGAAAGGGCCAUUUGAUGCGAUGGCUUGA
Molecule: messenger RNA, 1236 nt
Organism: Botrytis sinoallii
Lineage: Eukaryota; Fungi; Ascomycota; Leotiomycetes; Helotiales; Sclerotiniaceae
Exons: 4
Coding region: 1-1236 (411 amino acids)
Molecular function (GO): FAD binding; monooxygenase activity
Source: RefSeq, a predicted model, not a curated record